Molecule: messenger RNA, 3099 nt
Organism: Linnemannia hyalina
Lineage: Eukaryota; Fungi; Mortierellomycota; Mortierellomycetes; Mortierellales; Mortierellaceae
Source: the annotation of a GenBank genome assembly
AUGAGAAAAGAAGUAGAGGUAGCUGAAGCAGGAUCGGAGACGGCAGAAAAGCAGCACACCGACGACAACGACGGCAAGAACAUCAAGGACGACAAGAGCGCCAGGGAAGAGAACGGCAGCUGCGAUCGACAGUCAACGAGAGAAUUCAUAUCCAUGUGCACAAACCUGCUUAGACUCCACGUCGGUUCUGGAUUCGACCCGGCAGACAGGAACUUUGGCACCAUGUACUCAGCAACCUCCUCUGCCACCGCCACCGCCACCACCACCACCACCGCUACCACCACUACCACCACCAGAACCCCGUCUGCGGCUGGAAACGCUUUUGCCUUUGGCACCGCUACCCCUGCAUCUGGAACCAUUGCACCAUUGUUUGGAAACACAUCUGGUUCCGCUGCAGGCACCACGGCGAACUUUGGGACUAUGUCUGGCUUCGGGAACACCACCGCGUCUGGAACCGAGGGGAGUAGUUUUGGAUUCGGUGCAGGUACAGCUACAUCAGGAGCCCGUGCCAGCACUUCUGGAUCCGGCGCCAGUACUUCUGGAUCCGGCGCCAGUACUUCUAGCUUUGGAGGCACGUCUGAGUCCGGAGCCAGCGGUUCAGGCUUUGGAAAUAGCACCAGUACCGGCUUUGGCAACAGCAGUACCUGGGGCUUUGGCACCACCAGCAGUGCUGGCUUUGGCAACAACAGCAGUGUCGGGUUCGGCGGCACUACUUCUGGCUUUGGUAGUACUACGUCGGGUUUCGGGAGCACCACCACGGGAGUUGGAACCGGUACUUCUGGAUUCGGAGGCGGAACUAGUUUCGGUGGCGGCACCACUUCCAGCUUUGGUACCGCAACCUCUGAAUCUGGCAGUGGUACAUCUGGAAACGGCACCACCUCGGGCUUUGGGAGCACGUCUGGAUUCGGUGGUAGCACCACGGGUAGCCUUGGCAACAGCAGCGGUACCACCUUUGGCUUAGGAAGCAUUGCCUCUGCCUUAGAAAGCAUUACCUCUGGAUUCGGCACUACCGCUGGCUUCGGAAGCACAACCUCUGGAUUCGGCACAACCGCUGGCUUCGGAGGCACAACCUCUGGCUCUGGAAGCACCAGUGGUACCACCUCCGGGUUUGGGAGCGCCAUUUCAGGAGUCGGUACUGGUACUUCUGGAUUCGGAGGCGCGACAGGAUUUGGCGGCAGCACCACCGCCACCACUACCACUACUGGAUUCGGCGGCAUCACCUCUGCCUUUAGUACCCCCACCUCUGGAUUUGGCAGUGUCACAUCUGGAAUCGGCACCACUUCGGGCUUUGGAAGCACGUCUGGAUUCGGCGGUGGCACCAUAUCUGGCUUUGGGAUUGGCGCCAGUAGCACGACUCUUGGACCCGCCAGGGCCUCGGGCUUUGGCAACACCGCUGGAUUCGGCACCGCGUCUGGAUUUGGAAGCACCUCUGGAUUCGGAAGCACUGGUGGCAUUGGUGCCACAACCUCUACAGUUGAUGGGUCAGAGUCCCUCACCCUCAAUGCUCCGAUUCCUGCUCUCUCAACCGAUCCCACCCCCACCGUGCUGUCUGGAUCUGCGUCCGGAGCUACGGCAUUGGUCACAGGAGCCACAGCCAUGACCCCAUUCGGCGCGCAACCUACAUUUACCCCAGACGACAACAACACCUCAUUAAUCCUCGCAAGUCCACCAGCUGACAUCAACACCUGGAGAAUCAGGCCCAUCCCUGCACAGCGAAACCAACUCAUCGACCACCCUAUCGACCUCUCCUUCCUGGUCUCGCUUCUCCAUCAGAACAACCAGCUUCGGCAGUUGAGUCUCAAAGGGCGGCUUUUGGAUUACUUUGGUGGCGUGGUUGGAGAUCUUGCGGAUGUGUUUAGUGUCUUGCCAGCCAGUCUUGUCAGCCUGAGGUUCAAUGGGUUCCGGGGCUCGUCGUUGAAUCCGAUGGCGAGACUUACUGCUGAGCAACGGAGGGCUAUCGAGGAGAAGGAGGAAAAGGAGGAGAAGGAAGGGUCAUCUUCUCGACGGCGUCGUCGAUGGUCGCCACCUCUGCCGUCGCCACUACCAAAACCGCAGACUCUACACACUCUUCGAAAGAUCCGGAUCCUCUCUUGUCGAAUCAGGGAUUCACUUUUAGUCUCCCUCUUCGAGAGAAGUCCUAAUUUGCAGUCACUCCGCAUAGCCGCCGCCAAGAACCAUGUCAUCCGCGCCGAUAUCACAACCGCUCUUCGAAACUCUUGUCCACGCCUCAAUGAGCUCAUUCUGUCGGGGGAGCUAGGAACUGAUGAGGAUCUUGCUCGGAUGAUCUCUGCUAGCACGGCCGGGUGGGUCACCCUCGCGAUCCCGGCCCUGAAACCCUAUCUGUUCGAUCUCUAUGGGCCUACUCACAACGAGGAACCACGAUCGCCCUUUGGACCGCUUUCGACGGCAGCCUUGUUCGAACACGCGUCAACGCUCGAGAACUUGCUGAUGGACAAAAGCCCAGGAUUUGUGAGUCGGGAUGUUCAUCGACUCCUUUGUUCUGCCCCUCGACUACGCCGGUUGAUGCUCAUGUCCCUCGCCUAUCAAAGUGGAAACGGUGCUUACCUACAUGCCCAUGAUCUGAUGGAUAUUUCUAAAAGUGAGCAACAGUGGGCAUGUCGAUCGCUUGAAGAGUUCUCCUGCGAGAUCGUUGGUGUGCCCCGACCUGACAUAGGGCUCGAAGUCGCGGCCCUGGUCGAUCCACUGACCCCGCACUUACAAUCGGCUCUGGAAGCAAGCUACGCAGUCCAUCGGAAGAUCUACAGUCGGUUCGCACGGCUCCCUCACCUCAAUAGGCUUGUACUCGGGAAAGGGCAAUCGGGCGGCGCGUCCAGUGUGCAUAGUGGAUCGUAUCUCUCCAUGUCGCUCGAGAGUGGCUUGAACAUCCUAGGUGACUUGAAAGAGCUUCAGACUGUCGACUGUGACGAACUCACGACAAAAUUCUGGACGGAUCCUGUUCAGCAGUGGGCAAAGGACCAUUGGCCGCAAUACAACAAAAAGGGUGAUCAACAUCAACCUCUUUAUACGUUUUGGCAGCUGGCUGGGUGUUGGGAUACGGGGGUUUCUACCAUCGAUGAUCCCUUUCAUGACUUCAUGUAA